Molecule: messenger RNA, 3179 nt
Organism: Boleophthalmus pectinirostris (great blue-spotted mudskipper)
Lineage: Eukaryota; Metazoa; Chordata; Actinopteri; Gobiiformes; Gobiidae
Gene: pard6a
Product: par-6 family cell polarity regulator alpha
Biological process (GO): establishment or maintenance of cell polarity; regulation of cellular localization; centrosome cycle
Cellular component (GO): apical plasma membrane; cell cortex; nucleus
Molecular function (GO): protein kinase C binding
Source: RefSeq, a predicted model, not a curated record
CUAAUUAUUUUUGAGGUUGGCCAAACAUCUUAUUAUAACAACAAAGCAGACGUCAUGCUUUCUCCCGAGCCGUAGGCAGUAUCAUUGACUGUAUCACUGACUGAAUAUAAGCGCAGUAUCGCACGGGUGAUGAUGACAACAUCCCACACGCGGCUCUGAGGCGGCCGGACUGGAUUUACCGGACUCCACCUGUCGCGGGCGCUGCGUGCGCGCGCAUGUGCCGUAAGCGCAGUCUCGCGGACAGAGCUAGAAGCAGAGCACACACCUGGAUGUUUCACCGAGGGAUUCAGCAGAUCUACACCGUGUCAGUCCCCGUCGCCCCCCGUCUCUGUUUGGGUUAUUGUUCGUGUGCCGAUCCCGCGGCUGGAGGAGGGGACUGCGGGCAGAGAGAGCUCUCUGCGGCGGUGACGGCGGCUGUAUUCUCCGCAGUGUCGGAGCCAAGCGGCCAACCGAGCACCAUGUCCAGACAGCAGCAGCAGCAGCCGCACCGGCCGCCCAUCCGAGUCCACGACAGCCUGGUGGAGGUCAAAAGCAAAUUCGAUGCAGAAUAUCGGAGGUUUGCUCUUAAGAGGGACGGUCCAGGAGGCUUCCAGGAGUUCUACAGGCUGCUCCAGACCAUCCACCGCAUUCCAGGAGUGGAUGUAAUUCUGGGCUACGCUGAUGUGCAUGGAGACCUCCUGCCAAUCAACAAUGACGACAACUUCCACAAGGCAGUCUCUUCAGCCAAUCCACUGCUCCGAAUCAUUAUCACUAAAAAAGAUGAUGAGCCGGUGGUUUUUGGCACUAACUCUCUUCAGAGGCGUAAGAAGGGCCUGGGUCUGACUGGACUUCGGACCACUGGGUCAGGCUCCACUCACAAGAGCAAACAAGCCCUGCUCAUUGGCAUGCCCCAGAACUUCAGACAAAUCUCUUCCAUCAUCGACGUGGACAUCCUGCCAGAGACGCACCGACGAGUCCGACUGCACAAACAUGGCACACACAAACCCCUGGGCUUCUACAUCCGGGACGGGGUCAGCGUCAGGGUCACUCCGCAGGGCGUGGAGAAGGUCCCAGGGGUGUUCAUCUCCCGUUUGGUGAGAGGGGGCCUGGCUGAGAGCACAGGGCUGCUGGGAGUCAAUGAUGAAAUUCUAGAGGUCAACGGCAUCGAUGUAGCAGGGAAAUCACUGGACCAGGUCACAGACAUGAUGGUAGCAAACAGUCACAACCUCAUAGUGACAGUGAAGCCAGCGAAUCAGAGGAACAACGUGGUUCAUCGCGGCAGCAAGACCUCAAUGGGGAACUCAGGGUCUGUGGGCUCAGCAGGAUCUGUGGGGUCUGCUCUGUCACAUGACUCUCCAAGCCCCGCCUCCCAAAGCAACCCCAUCACAGCAAGCAACAGUAUCGUGGAAGGAGAUAGUGAGGAAGAGGAGGAUGAAGACAGAGACCUCAUUUUGGAGAACGACAUUUUGCCCUAUCACCCCCAACACCACAGCAACAACCUGAACCUGAGCAGGGACUCUGCCAACGGCCGCCUCAACAAUAACACAGGAGCCCGGGGCCUCCCUCAGAGCAUCUCUUUACCCAGCGGCAUCGGAUCGUCACUUAGCAACAGUGCCACGCUGUUGACUAACCAUAACCAAAACCCCGCCCACGCCGCCAGCUCCAGUCAGGACAUGAGAGAGGACGGCAACAUCAUCACUUUGUAGCUAUUACUGAUCUUACUGUGGCAUUGGAACUCUGAACACUGUCCUACUGUGGACCACUAAAUGUAACGUGGAUGAAACAGAUUUUAGAUUUUUCAAAGUAAUCACAAGAGCCUUUCUGGUCAAGAAUUGCCUUCCUUGUGAUAAACCGUUUUAGGAGAUACAAUUUAAAGUUGUAUGGCAUUAACACUAAAAUCUGUGGAAGAGUAUGACAUAUCUUUGCCUGACGACCACUGGGAGAACAUGUCCCUGGUCUCACAUUGACUUUGUGCAGAUUGGGUCUGUCAUUUUGGUCUAAAACACAGAAUAAUAUACAUAUAGUUUCAGUACAUGUAUUAAUUAUACCUGUUAAAAGGCAUUUGUCAAGUUACAUUGCAAAAUGCAGAGAAAUGAAUUUGAAUAGUUCAUUAUUUAUUUCACACUGCAGUGUUUCCCAGAGGUUUGGUUAAGAUUUUGGAGGCACAAAUUAUGUUCAUUUGAAUAAUUCAAUCUCCUUUAAUUUGUGGAGCUCAGAUGAUUUACUGCCUAUAUUUAAUCUUUAAGCAACCUCUUUAAAAUGUCUAUGAUAUAAUGCACAACUAAUUCUGUCAUGCCAAUAUAGUCCAGGUUGUUUUUAGACUAUGGGGGCCAGUGUAGUCUCCUGUAUUAAUGGGAAACACUGCACUCUGUGUGUGUAAGUGCAAAUACUGUAUAAUUUGCUUGUUAAUGCUUUAGAUUAAUCACAUUAAUGUUGUUUUAACUAACAUACAAUUACCAUUCAACAGUAUCAGAUUGUUAAAGUUUUACUCUUUUUAAUUAUUUUAUAUUAAUCAAAGACCAAAAUGCCAACAAAAUCUUCUGUUCACUGCUAGUCAAUUGAGAUCUGCAGACAUUGUGUGUGUGUGUGUCUCCAGCUGUACUCCUGCACAAGCCAUACGAUGAUGUGAUGUCAUUACAGCCUGCACCAUCUCCAUCAGACAUCAUUAACCCCCUGGCACUCGGAGGAGCAACCAGGAGCCACCCGGGGCCGGACAAGUGCUCUCACAUCAAUAUCAUAUGCCUUUAUUGACGUUACACUGAAAGAUGGACAUGCAAGAGGAGAAUAUGUGAGGUUAUAAUUUGCAAUAAUCAUACAGCAAUAUGCCAUUAGUUUAUUAAGUACCUAUUUUAUUUUCAUAUUUUAAUCUGAAAUAGAUAGAGGUUGGUUAUCUUCUAAGAAAGACAUUACGAUUAGACAGGAAAUGAAUGUUUACAGAAAAGAAAAUGUGAUUAUUAUGGUUUUAUCAAAUUAAUUUAUAACCUUAAAAUGUAUCUUAUGCUUUAAUUAUAGUGAAUUAUACAAUUUGAAAUGUUAUAGGUCGGGGCAAUAUUACCUGAAUUCAUAUCAUUAUUGUUAAUUGAAUAUUUAAUCUUGAUUUUAAAAGUCAUUUUCAUUUUUAUUACUCUCAUACUUCCAGAGGAGGUUUGUACUGUGAAUAUGCUCAACUAUUAAAGCUGGAAUAUUUUUCUAAUAAUCUA